AUGGCCAGCGAGAAGGGACGACCCCGCGUGAUGGUGCCCAAGUAUACAGAGGUUACCGUCCAUAACAUUGCCAGCAUGCAGUUUGGUAUUCAGAUGGCAAUCAACCGAGCAGUCUACAUUUCCGUCGACUUUGAAUUUUCUGGACUAGGAGAUCGCAAACAGCAAACCCGAUCAGACGAUUUGGCUGUACGAUACAAGGCUUUAGCCAAUGUAGCUCAGAGGUAUGCCCUGCUCACGAUGGGCUUGACUACUUUUGAGCUUGCUCCAUCAAAGGGCAACGACUUGGAGCAUCGAUACACAGUCAACAAUUUCGCGUUCUUACUCAAGUGCCAAAAAGACUAUCAAGUCUCAUCAGCUAGCUUAUCCUUCUUGGCUGAUACUGGAUUAGACUUGUCUCGUGUUAUGAGGGAUGGGAUACCGUAUAUGCCUGGCACCCACAAGAAUACUAUGGCACCGGCAGACGCUGUAACCAAUCCUGAAUGGUGUCUUCGUAGCAUCCUGACCCAUACGUUGAGCCGUAAAGUCCCCUUCAUCAUCCACAACGGUUUGCUCGACUUGUGCUUCCUGUAUGAAGCCUUCUAUACAGAGCUGCCAGAUACGCUAGACUCGUUUAUAGUAGAUCUGUACGAGUUGUUUGCUGGAGGCUUGUAUGACACCAAGUAUAUUGCAGAUUAUGUUGAUCGGGAGGGGGCUAGUUUUUUAUCCUACCUGUAUCGCAAAUAUGAGCGGGAACAGGUGGCUAGGAAGCUCAAAGGAACUGAACACUUUCUUACAUUUGAAGCCAAUCCACCGCUACAUGUAAAGAUUCAGCCACCACCACUGCUAUCUGGCAAGAGAGGAGCUGAUCGGUUGUUUUGUGAACACUACGCGUCUUUUGGAUAUUGCAAGAAUGGAAGACAAUGUUUCUACUCUCAUGAUCUGGACGUGAUUCUAGACUGUGAAGAGAAGGGUCUUGCCAGAAAGUCAAAGAAGAGGAAGAGGAAUAAUCAUAAGACUGAUAGCAAUGGUACAGUAGCAACUACUGAGGACACCACAGAUAUCGUCAAGACUGACGCCAUAACAGACGCUAACAAGCAAACACCCAUACAUAACGAGCCUGAUGUAUUGAUGCAACCCGCUCUACCAGUCCUUUCAUCGUCUAUACCACCAGCAUCAACUUCAUCCCCGUUAACAGCACCACCUAUAGUAGUCAAUCUCCCAGCCACCACCGCCGUAUUCGAAGUAUAUCACUCGGCAGCUUUUGAUGCAUAUAUGACUGGAUGUGUAUUCGCCCACCAACAAUUGCACCAUACAGUGAUUGAAACACGCCCGAACGGUAUCAAGGAUUUUGUCAACAAGAUCAAUCUGAUGGGUAAAGACAAGCCGCUUUUGAUUCAGCCUUCUGCAUUUGCAAAGAUAAGUGAUGGACAUCGGGAUAUGAAGAAGAGGUUGUUCGAGGAGAGUGGUGGUGGUACGGGGGGAAGCAGUGGCGAAUCAGAAACUUAG
Synchytrium microbalum is the source of this 1485-nucleotide messenger RNA. RefSeq lists its product as uncharacterized. The transcript has 5 exons. Gene Ontology annotation, cellular component: Cajal body; cytoplasm. NCBI's taxonomy places the organism in Eukaryota, Fungi, Chytridiomycota, Chytridiomycetes, Synchytriales, Synchytriaceae. Gene Ontology annotation, molecular function: metal ion binding; 3'-5'-RNA exonuclease activity; snRNA binding. The record is from RefSeq and is a predicted model, not a curated record. Gene Ontology annotation, biological process: snRNA 3'-end processing. The coding region runs from base 1 to 1485 and encodes 494 amino acids.